Messenger RNA from Coregonus sp. 'balchen', 11258 nucleotides. Lineage: Eukaryota; Metazoa; Chordata; Actinopteri; Salmoniformes; Salmonidae. The record is from the annotation of a GenBank genome assembly.
AUGACAAGUGAGAAUCACACAACAGUGAAGGGGGACACCGCUAUGGUGAUGUCUCCCACAGGCUCUGCCACACAGGGGUCUCCCGUUUCACCUUCAACCAGCAAACCAAUGCCAGAGUUGCCAGGUAAGAUAGCCAGUGCUUGACUUGGACUAAAAUAGGUGCCUGUACUCAUUUUGGGUGCCAGUGUUGUUUACAUGUAGGUGCAGGAGCUCCACAAUACUUUUGAGCUAAUAUUCUAUAAGAGGAACAGGAGCUAAGCAGUAGAACAUUUGAGGUGCCGGUACUCAGCUCCGCUGAGCUCCUGCCCAAGUCCAGCACUGAAAAUAGUCCUGGUGAUAUGACAACAAGCAGUAGAUAUAUGGCAUAACUCAGCUUUCCACUUAACAGCUCUGCUUACCAAGCAUUCAUACAAUUAUUUAAAAACCUACGUAGGUAACGCAAGAAAGCUACCCAAAAUGGGGAUCCUAAGUUCUUGCAUCAAGUUAUCAAUGGGCUGCAAACGUCCAUAGUUUUGCUACGCAACGCCAUUUUGCGUAGCUAGAUGUAGUUCUUCCAUGCGUAUAGAUGUAGGGUAUGAAUUAGUGUUGAUGAAGGAAAGAUUGCUGGCUCUGUCUAUGACGACAUGCAACUGAAUGGAGAUAGAUUUGACAUUUCUGACACCUUUCUUGUUUGUGCAGACGAGCUCGUCCAGGCAGGCUGGUCGAAAUGCUGGAGCAAGCGGGAGAAUCGGCCCUACUGGUUCAACCGCUUCACCAAUCAGUCGCUGUGGGAGAUGCCAGUCCUGGGGCAGCACGAUGUCAUUGUGAGUGAAAAAUGGGUAUAGCUGCUUAAUUUGGGACAGAGGGGGAAAUUAUCCUAAGUUCUGUUACAAGUACCUCAGGUUCUCUUUUCUGUCUCUUGAUGGAGCUUGGCUGAACCUCCUUUUUAUUUUGAUCAACAUCACUUGUCUUGUUUUCCAGUUCUGCUCCUAACGCGGCGUCUGGUAUAUUUGUUCCUGUCUUUCUUAGUCUGACCCGCUGGGUUUGAAUGCUGCCCCAGCCGAGGGGACAGGCGACGCCGGCGUGGGCAACGGGCAGCGCAAGAGACGCCUGUCAGAGGAGGCCGCCCAGGGGGGUCCAAACAGCUUCAAGAGGCCCAAGGUGAGUCAUUGAGCAGAUAAAUAUAGAGGCGAAAGAAACGCACACCUAUUUAGGCGAGGUGCUGGCUAACGGAGUAAAACACUUGAAAAUGAUUAUACCCUGAUGAAGACAGCUUGUCUGUCGAAACGUUGGUUAUUAGGAUAUUAAAUUAUUGCAUCUGAGCUCCUAGAGUGUGAGGCUUUCCUUUUCUUUUUCAAGAGUCAUUGAGCAGAACACGUUUCUUACAACUUCAAUUCCACAAAAUUAUACAAGCGAGACAAUUUUCACGCUUCUUUACCAAAGUGAUUCACUUUCGAGCUUAUCUGUUAGACUACGCAGUGCUGUCUUGCCUGACAUGAAGAAAGUCAUGUUUUACUGGAAUCAUAUGGUGUGCCCCUUGUCUCUGUAGAUUGUUUCAUACAUUUAUUAUUUGAAUAUUUCCACUGUCUUAAUUGUCAGUCUAAUCCGAUAUGUGACUGUGUCGUUGACAGAUUGAGGUUGGUAUACCUGUAACCCCAACCACCCCAACCACCCCCACAGUUCCCAUCUCACCCAUUACCCCUGGGGCUAAGCCAUGGAACUCUACCACAGGCACAGAGGACAAGCCAGGGCAGCACUCAAUGCCCGCACCGGCCCCAUACCGUCCCACCGUGUGAGUACAGCCACAUUUCACAAUCGCUGGAAUUGAAAUGUAGACAUCUCAUGGACGCUGCCUGAGGAAGACCUGAUUGGUCGAAACGCGUUGCAAUGGGGGUCCUGCUGUAACAUAAUAUGCUGAUCUGCUCAUAUCUGUAAAUAUUUGAAUUAGGGAUGUAACUAUUCACCGAUAUGCAUUGGUCCAGAUUCAGAUGUUUAAGAUACUACUACAUCGGUCCGAGGACCCCAAAACCGAUCCAAAUGUAGCAUGAAUUGGUCAGAAAAUUGAUUCAAAUGUCACAAACCACUGAUUCACUCAAAUGUUUUGCUCAUAUUACUUUCUUUCUACCUUUCGAAAAUACCUAAUAUUUUGUGACAACUGAUGCGUCCUCUCCUUCAGUGUUGAACUAAGCAUGUAACUGUGUUGACAGUCGUUGAGCUACAAGUCAUUUUGCAUGCCGAACAACCCUAGGGAAUAUCAGUAGCCUAAUCAAACUGCGCACUGUGCCCAGCUUCGCAUGCUGACCAACACAUGGUGGGUGGCCUGUUCCUGAUCUUGCACAUCUGCGCGGCACCUUAAGCAUUCAAAUGCUAAAAUGGCUUGUUCGAUAUUAGGCUUCAUUAGUUGAGUGACAACUGAUGUAAUCUGCUAGGCUAUUAUCUAUGCGCAGUUGAAAAUUGCGUUUUACCAGAAUAAAAGUAAGCUACCGGAGACAAUGGAUUUUUUGAUUGUUCAGGUUCACUAUCAGCAAUAGUUUUGCUUAAACAAUCAGUGUGAUGUUUUGAUAUACAGGGUAAAGUUGAUAAUUUCAUAACGAGGAAUCACUUUUGCGAGGCGCCCUGCAUGGCCAAAGCGGGAGGAGAAAAGAUGCUCACUAAACUUCUAAACGGUCAAAACCAUUCGAUUUUGAGAUGGGGUGAAAACCAAAGUUAUGCUAUAUAUUCAUUGGCUAUGUCGUAGCUGAUUUGUAAAUUAUAAAUAUUGAUACAUUACUAGCUCUAACACUUAAUCUGACAAGUUAAUUAGUGGGUGAUGGUGAUUUCAGAACCAAAGAGUGGAAACAUUUGAAACAUUUGAAACCCCACCUCUUUAAGGAAUACCUGGGAUAGGAUAAAGUAAUCCUUCUACCCCCCCCCCCCCCCCCCCCCCCCAAAUUGUAAAGUGGUUAUCCCACUGGCUAUAGGGUGAAUGCACCAAUUUGUGAGUCGCUCUGGAUAAGAGCGUCUGCUAAAUGACGUAAAUGUGCCCUUGAGCAAGGCACUUAACCCUAAUUGCUCCUGUAAGUCGCUCUGGAUAAGAGCGUCUGCUAAAUGACUAAAAUGUAAAAUGUAAACAAAAAAACAGGCUACAUUGCCCCCCCUAAUCUGAUAGUGGUAGUUGCCUAGUCUCCCUUAUGGCUCAGAUCAGGUGCCUAUAUAGUAUACACUAUAGACAUACAUCAUUCACACACAGUCAGCUCAGAUAGAGGUCAGCUCAGAUAGAGGUCAGCUCAGAUAGAGGUCAGCUCAGAUAGAGGUCAGCUCAGAUAGAGGUCAGCUCAGAUAGAGGUCAGCUCAGAUAGAGGUCAGCUCAGAUAGAGGUCAGCUCAGAUAGAAGGUCAGCUCAGAGAGGCCCAGCUAAUGAGCUCCAUCAGCAGCAGAUUUUAAUUUAGAAAAUGAAUGUGUUAAUGCAACAAAUGUUAGUGCAUCAAACCGAAUCGCACUGAUUCGUUCUCUAAUCAAAUCUAAUCGCUUCAAACUAAAACGUAUCAUUACUGUAUCGGAGCCCAUGUGUCUAGAUACGUAUUGAAUCGUCUUGAAAGGGAAAGAUGCACAUCCCUAAUUUGUAUAGCCUUUAGUGAACCCACAGUUCACUACAGUGUGAUCUCUGCAAUAUACAGGGCAGGCGGGUCUCCUUUUAGUCUUGUUUUGGAUGUAAUGUAGCACCGCAGCUGAUAAUACAGUUCUGUCAAGUUGAAAUGGCAAGUAUGGUAAAUAACCAGUUCUCUCGAUCCUGUGGUAGAAUAUACUGGGACCUGGACAUUCAGACGAACGCAGUGAUCAGAGAGCGAGCCCCCGCCAACCAUCUACCUCCCCACCCGGAGAUGGAGCUCCAACGCGCCCAGCUCACCACCAAGCUACGGCAGCACUACCACGAGCUCUGCUACCAACGAGAAGGUACGUUACCCAUGCAACUGCCAUUGUGUCAAGUCAAACGGCACUAUUAGGCAGCUAGACGUUUGCUUUCUAGAUGAGCUUUAAGUGUCUGUCUGAAAACAGCGCUGACUGUCACUGCUCAAUAUUUUCUACGCCAGUGUGGACUGCAACAGGGUGAGCAGGUUUUCACUCUAGCCCAGGGUCAUGUUCAUUAGGCACCGAACGGAAGAGCACAGACUAAAACGGCAAGGGACUAGCUGGAGUUUUCCGCUAAGCAACGCUCAUUCUCCAUUGUGAAAUGGAUAUUUUUUUUAAAUCCCUAAUGCAUGCCCUAGUGAACACAACCCAGGGGCCGGUAACUCUACGUCCGACGUAAAAUGCGCAGGCUGGACCUAACAUUUUUACUUGUUGCACCACCUGGGCGAUGCCCUUCUCUGAGCUACACCUGGGCAUAUAUUUUAUACCUAGUAGGGAGCAGGCGUAGGGUGUUAAAUUGGGACUAUCUUCUUUCAUGAUAACUCUGAUCCCGAAGUCAGACGUGGCUACGCCCGACCUAGCAUUUAAGAACAACUUUUUUUACGCCCAACUGGUGCAACCGGCCCCAGGUGUUGAAAUUCUCAUUUAGCGUUAUGAAAUGGAUUAAAAUGUUUUCCCUAAUGCAGGCCCUAGUGAACACAACCCAGGGGUUCCUAUUCUCGGCUGACCUUGAUGAUCAAUGAUCUUUCCCCCUCUAAUAGGUAUUGAGCCCCCACGGGAGUCCUUCAACCGCUGGCUGCUGGAGCGCAAGGUGCUGGACAAAGGGCCCGACCCCCUAUUGCCCAGCGAGUGUGACCCCAUCAUCUCCCCGUCCAUGUUCAGAGAGGUCAUGAACGACAUCCCCAUCAGGUCACUGGGAAAGAUAAUCUGUACCCGUCCUAGGGUUAAAUCUGUGCUUGAUUGAUCAUGCCUGGUGCAAAGGAACCAAUGGAAUAAAUAAUAAUAAUAAUAAUAUCAAAUCAAAUCAAAUUUUAUUGGUCACAUGCGCCGAAUACAACAGGUGCAGACAUUACAGUGAAAUGCUUACUUACAGCCCUUAACCAACAGUGCAUUUAUUUUAAACAAAAAAAGUAAGAAUAAAACAACAACAAAAAAAGUGUUGAGAAAAAAAGAGCAGAAGUAAAAUAAAGUGACAGUAGGGAGGCUAUGUAUACAGUAAAAUAAAGUGACAGUAGGGAGGCUAUAUAUACAGGGGGGUACCGUUGCAGAGUCAAUGUGCGGGGGCACCGGCUAGUUGAGGUAGUUGAGGUAAUAUGUACAUGUGGGUAGAGUUAAAGUGACUAUGCAUAAAUACUUAACAGAGUAGCAGCAGCGUAAAAAGGAUGGGGUGGGGGGGCAGUGCAAAUAGUCCGGGUAGCCAUGAUUAGCUGUUCAGGAGUCUUAUGGCUUGGGGGUAGAAGCUGUUGAGAAGUCUUUUGGACCUAGACUUGGCACUCCGGUACCGCUUGCCGUGCGGUAGCAGAGAGAACAGUCUAUGACUAGGGUGGCUGGAGUCUUUGACAAUUUUGAGGGCCUUCCUCUGACACCAUUUAUGUCAGAGGAAGGCCCUCAAUAAUAUGCCAUUUAGCAGACGCUUUUAUCCAAAGCGACUUACAGUCAUGCGUGCAUACAUUUUUGUGUAUGGGUGGUCCCGGGGAUCGAACCCACUACCUUGGCGUUACAAGCGCCGUGCUCUACCAGCUGAGCUACAGAGGACCACAGUAGUCCCACAACUGCAAACCCCACCCGUCAGACACUCCAGGCAGGCUCAAUCAAACGCUCAAAGUAUUCAAAAUAUUUCAAAUGUACUAUUUGAACCAAGGUCGAAUCUCUAGAUACCAAUUCUAGUCUACCCUGGGAUGGACUUGAUUCACUAUGGUUGGUGUGGCUAGAUUCCGUUCAGUUCUUCGUUGUGAAUUAUGUUGUCUGAUAGAGCUGGGAAUUCAAAUCAAAUGUUAUUUGCCAGGGACUUCACAAUAAGAUAUUAUCCGGGGCGGCAGGUAGCUUAGUGGUUAAGAGCGUUGUGCCAGUAACCGAAAGGUCGCUGGUUCUAAUGCCUGAGGCGACUAGGUGAAAAAUCUGCUGAUGUGCCCUUGAGCAAGGCACUUAACCCUAAUUGCUCCUGUAAGUCGCUCUGGAUAAGAGCGUCUGCUAAAUGACUAAAAUGUAUAUAUUAUCACAAUACUUUGGUGGCGAUACGAUAUUUAUUGCGAUACGUUACUAAACUUUUUUUGCGAUUCGAUGUUCCGAACAUAUUGCUCACCAUAUGUCUGCUGCAGAGGGCCAAGAGAGCCAUGAGAAAACAAGUUUUGAUCAGUCAUGGAAAUAAAAGUGCUGAAAACAAAUUGGCUCCCUAUUUAAAAAUAAGAUGGAGAACAAACUAUGAAGGAAAAAUACUGAGUUUUGGUGCUGGUACAGCCAACUAAUGCAGAAAUAAUAUUGCGAUAUUGUCAAAAAUGAUACGAUAUAUCAUCAAAAAUUAUAUCCCGAUAUGUAACUGUAUCGAUUUAAUUAAUUAAAUGUUUUGCAUCACUAUUGUCUGAUGCAUUUUAUUAGUAUGUGAAAUGUCAACACACUGAAAUGUUGUCUUAACAAUUCAUCCCGUUUUAUGGUUAAUUUGGACAAUAGCGGCUCCUCUCAACGAUUUGUUUUAUUGACCACUGUUUUGUCAUUUCUUACACCAGGUUGUCCCGCAUCAAGUACAAAGAGGAGGCCCGAAAGCUCUUAUUCAAAUAUGCCGAAGCUGCCAAGAAAAUGAUUGACUCGAGGUAGGUGUUUCUGGCACACUAGAGUUAAUUGGCCAUAUUAUAUUUUUAUAUGGCCUGAUAUUCUUUGAAAUCGCUCAAAGUAUGAAGUCAGAGAAGCUCUCAAAGAAUUCCAGCUACUGAUAGCUUCUGGCACACCGUUACAGUAAAUCCCCUUGACAAUUUAGAAUAUAUUCUAUAUAUACAGUAAGUUCUAUGACUCAAGCGACGGCACAGCAUUUUUUUAACACCACCGCUUUGACGGCAAGGUCCAGAUCGUAACAUAAAAAGCAAAACAUUGUCUCAGUAAUCCGCCAUGUUUCCGGGUUUGCACUCGGAUGCUAAACCAAAAGCAGUCCAUUCUCUUUCCCCAACUGUGUGACUGGAAAGAAAAGAAAGCAUUUGUAUGGGAGCUUGAUUGGGCUAGUUGAACGGCGCUUUGGUUUGAAAUACUUUGUCUUGGCUGGAGAAUGACCGGUGUCUCUUAUGUCCUGGUAGAAACGCCACACCAGACAGCCGAAAGGUUGUGAAAUGGAAUGCGGAGGACACCAUGAACUGGCUACGGAGAGACCACUCGGCCAGUAAAGAGGACUACAUGGUGUGUGUGUAUAUUCAAGGAGUAGAGUGUGUGUGUUUGUGGUUUAGAAGUGUGGUGUACUGUAUGUAUAUGUGCCAACAACAACAAAAAUCAAUAGCUGUAUAAAUUCACCUCAAUGGAAUGUACACUGACAUGUAUAUGUUAAAAAAAAGGAUCCCAAAACAAUUUCCCCCCCCCCCCUCUCAGGAUCGUCUGGAUCACUUGCGGAAACAGUGUGGUCCCCACGUAGCGGCAGUGGCCAAAGACUCUGUGGAGGGGAUCUGUACGAAGAUCUACCACAUAUCAGCAGAGUACGUGCGACGCAUUCACCAAACCCACCAGGCGCUGCUGAAGGACUGCAACGUGUCGGGUGAGACGUUCUAAAUCGCCUCGGACUCUGAACCAUACAGGACCACAUUGACCAUAUUUAUUACAUUGGUGCACAACCAUAGAAAUGGAUUGCCUCUGAAUGGAGAUGUCCUUUCUAAUCGUUAUGCAACUUGAAAAUCCCCAAAUUCUGUCGUUGAUAUUGUGGUUUUACUCUGAAUUUAAGCCGUUCAAUAUCCAUGGUGGACUGGUUGUGUUGUGGUUUUUCUUACAUACUAACUUCCUCUUUUGUUCUACUGUUAUCCCUCCCAGACCCAGAGGCAGCCGAGGUGCAGGACAGGCUGGUGUACUGCUACCCCGUCCGGCUGGCCCUGCCCUCGCCGGCUCAGCCACGCGUGGAGCUGCACUUUGAGAACGACAUCGCCUGCCUGCGCUACAAGGGAGAGAUGGUCAAGGUCAACCGCAGCUACUUCGCCAAGCUGGUGAAUAAUAUCUUGUAUAGUAUAUUAUUAAAAGUACAAAUAUACACUGAGUGUACAAAACAUUAGGAAUACCUGCUCAUUCCUUGACAGACUGACCAGGUGGAUCCAGGUGAAAUCUAUGAUCCCUUAUUGAAUCCACUUCAAUCAGUGUAGAUGAAGGGGAGGAGACAAGUUUAAAGAAGGAUUUUAAGCCUUGAGACAAUUGAGACAUGGAUUGUGAAUGGGCAAGUCAAAAGAUUUAACUGCCUUUGAACGGGUUAUGGUAUAGAUGCCAGGCGCACCGGUUUGUGUCGAACUGCAAUGCUGUUGGGUUUUUCAUACUCAACAGUUUCCUGUGUGUAUCAAGAAUGGUCCACCACCCUAAAGGACAUCCAGCCAACUUGACACAACUGUGGGAAGCAUUGGAGUCAACAUGGGCCAGCAUCCCUGUGGAACGCUUUCGACACCUUGUAGAGUCCAUGCCCCAACGAAUUGAGGCUGUUCUGAGGGCAAAAAGGGGUGCAAUUCAAUAUUAGGAAGGUGUUCCUAAUGUUUUGUACACUCAGUGUAUGUAGGUGCACUGAGGUGUCAUUGGUUGGGCCCUGAAUGAAAUUACUAUAUUACACAAACUUUGUUCUCUGUAGUGGGGAUAAGGCAAUGGUUAUGCAUGACAUUCACAUUAUUAAGUAUAUAUAUACACACACACACCAUUUUUAGUAGCGUUGAUACUUGCACAGUACCACUGAGUGUUUGUAAUGCAUGCAAUCAGAAGUCCUACACGACCAGAGAGAUGAAUUGUUCUCUUCAAGUUUGAGCUGUUUGAGAAACUGCCAGGAUGUAAUCCUGAAAGGUGUGGUGGGUAUAAUUGACUAGCAUUGCCUUCUGGCACAUGGUGUUUCCCUCUGCUAAAUGACUCUCUUCUCCAUCCCCACCAUGCUUUCUUUCAGGAGCUCUUGUACCGAUACAGCUGCAUCGACGAUCCCAGGUUCCAGAAGUUCCUGUCACGAGUGUGGUGCCUUAUCAAGAGAUACCAGGUAAAUUAGACCCCUGCUGUUGAUUCCCCUUCCUUUACCUCUCUCACCCCUUCCUUUACCUCUCUCACCCCUUCCUUUACCUCUCUCACCCCUUCCUUCACCUCUCUCACCCCUUCCUUCACCUCUCUCACCCCUUCCUUCACCUCUCUCACCCCUUCCUUCUGCCCCUGACUUUUUGACUCACUGCUCUAUCUAUAAAAUAAAUAAAUCUCGUCCUCUGUCUUCACUGCCUAAGUAUGAAACCAUCUGUUGGGAGGCGAUGUUCUUAUAGUCCACUUUCCCUCCAUUUCGUGAUGAUGACCACUGUCCCGUUACUCUUUCUCGCCAUUUCUUCUGUAUGGCUACGUCUUGACAUUUGUUGUGCUGAUGUCAUCCUUUAUUGUGCUGCUGUCACUAUUUGUCAUGCAGGUGAUGUUUGGCGCCGGGGUGAAUGAGGGGACGGGCUUACAGGGGGCUCUCCCCGUGCCGGUCUUUGAGGCCCUCAACAAGCAGUUUGGGGUGACCUUUGAGUGUUUUGCCUCGCCGCUCAACUCCUACUUCAAGCAGUUCUGCUCUGCCUUCCCCGACACCGAUGGCUUUUUCGGAUCCAGGGGGUAGGUUUAGGUUCUGGGAGACUCACAAAAAACUAAAAAAAAGUUUGCUUCUCAUUCAAAAAAAGAUGCAUCAUUAUAUGUUGUCUACCACAGUGUUUCUCAACCUCCGGUCCAUGGACUCUUGUCAAUUUUACAAUGCUAGUUUCAAUGUAAGAAACAGGUUGAGAAACACUGGUCUAACCCAUCACAACUAAACCGAGACCACCCAGACAUGGUCAGUGUACUUUUAGUCAUUUGUUUAUCUAUGGUUCUCUAGUUUGAGCCUGUUCCAAAAUGUUCUCUUUGCCUCCCAGGCCCUUCCUGAACUUCUCACCAGCCAGUGGCUCCUUUGAGGCCAACCCUCCCUUCAGUGAGGAGCUGAUGGAUGCCAUGGUGACACACUUUGAGGUGCUCCUCCUUAGUCAUUUCCUCAUCGCUAGUUAAAACGCAUUUAGAGUGACAGUUCACCCCUCAUUCAAAGUCUGUCCGAUGUGUUUAUACUUCGAAAGUGGUAUGAGUCCAUAUACCACGUGCUGUGUAGAUGUAUUAGGAGAAAAUCCGCAGGCCUCAAUCCUACAUGAUUGGGGGAAAAUUGGCACCAUUUAACUCCAGCUUAACUUUUAACUGAACUGUUCACUUUUGAAUUCGUGGGAGAGUUUGUAUUGAACAAUGUACUGUGUCCUCUUAGAAACUUCUGGAGAAGUCCAGCGAGCCCCUGUCCUUUAUCAUCUUCGUCCCGGAGUGGCGAGACCCGCUGACCCCGGCCCUCCACCGCAUGGAGACCAGCGCCUUCCGCCGCCACCAGAUGUCGGUGCCCGCCUUCGAGCACGAGUACCGCAGCGGCUCGCAGCACAUCUGCAAGAAGUGAGUGUGUCCAACACCGCAGAGUCCAUUGUUCUGACUAGGGUUGUCACAAUACCAUUAUCGUGAUACUCAUGGCAUGGGAAAAAAAACAGGAAGCAGACUUAAUUUCUUGAUGGUCCUAAAUGCUUGAAACAGUCUUAUUUAGUCACCCAGAGUCACAUUUGUUUAUUUUACAAGCUAUAGCCUACAAUAUUUGACAUAAAGGACCAACGAGUGUAAGGUGCUUCGUGUUUUCACUUGACUGCCCAAGUGCUCAUUGCUGUAUUUUUUGGGAAAUUACGCUCCCAGAUGCACCCUAAAUAGGACACAAGCGUAGUUGCAUUUUAAUGUGUAUGAAGGGAGUUUAAAUGUAUCUCGCUCGCUCUCUCUCUCUCUCUCUCUCUCUCUCUCUCUCUCAGGGAAGAGAUGUACUACAAGGCCGUCCAUGGCACGGUGGUCAUCUUCCUGCAGAAUGCUGCCGGCUUUGCCAAGUGGGAGCCCACGCCGGAGCGUGUCCAGGAGUUGCUGGCAGCCUAUCAGGUUUGCAGGCGAGCCUUGGGCUCCCCAGGCCCCUCCUCCGCUCCCACUACGCCCUCCCCGGCCAGCGCAGGGGGGUCGGGGGACAAAGACUCUAUUGCCGCCAAGACGGCACCCGAGCGAUCAGCCAGUUUAGACACAUCACCCGCUAGCCAGGACAACAACAGCAGUAGUAGUAGUCCUGUGGAAAAGACUACACCACCUCCCGAGACAGCCAGCGUUUAAAAGCAGGGGAGGGGACAUAGGUGAGGAUAGGG